Messenger RNA from Carlito syrichta (Philippine tarsier), 3670 nucleotides. It is a transcript of the gene PRKAA2, whose product is annotated as protein kinase AMP-activated catalytic subunit alpha 2. Bases 1 to 1956 code for a protein of 651 amino acids. Gene Ontology annotation, cellular component: cytoplasm. Lineage: Eukaryota; Metazoa; Chordata; Mammalia; Primates; Tarsiidae. The record is from RefSeq and is a predicted model, not a curated record. Gene Ontology annotation, biological process: protein phosphorylation; intracellular signal transduction. Gene Ontology annotation, molecular function: ATP binding; AMP-activated protein kinase activity. The transcript is spliced from 9 exons.
AUGGGGCUGCUCAGUCCCGCUGCACCGAGUCAGGGAGAGGGGCUGCUUCAAAGCGGCGCCGGCGAAACCGCCUCCCACCCGGCACACAGUAGGCGCUCCAAAAGUGAUUGCCCAGCCCCGGGCCCGGGGAGAGCACCUUCGGGGGGAGAAGCCAGCGAGAAGGCCCGCUUGCCAGCUGGCCCGGCCCGGCGGCCAAGGCGGAAGGGUUGGAUGUUGACAUACAGCCGCGGGAAGGCAGCUCGGCUCCAGGCAGGACUCGCAGGGAGGGCGACCAGCUACACGUGGGCCCUCGACCGCGGUCCAACCGACCUCCCCUCGGCUCAAGGAGCGCGCCCCCGCCCUCCGCGGCGCCGCUCCGGGGGCCGGUCUCCAGGGGCCCGCGGACGCCCAAUUGGAGAGCAUCAAUUGACAGGCCAUAAAGUGGCAGUUAAAAUCUUAAAUAGACAGAAGAUUCGCAGUUUAGAUGUUGUUGGAAAAAUAAAACGAGAAAUUCAAAAUCUAAAACUCUUUCGUCAUCCUCAUAUUAUCAAACUAUACCAAGUGAUCAGCACCCCAACAGAUUUUUUUAUGGUAAUGGAAUAUGUGUCUGGCGGUGAAUUAUUUGACUACAUCUGUAAGCAUGGACGGGUUGAAGAGAUAGAAGCCAGACGGCUCUUUCAGCAGAUUCUGUCUGCUGUGGAUUACUGCCAUAGGCAUAUGGUUGUUCAUCGAGACCUGAAACCGGAGAAUGUCCUGUUGGAUGCACACAUGAAUGCCAAGAUCGCUGAUUUUGGAUUAUCUAAUAUGAUGUCAGACGGUGAAUUUCUGCGAACUAGUUGUGGCUCUCCAAAUUAUGCAGCACCAGAAGUCAUCUCAGGCAGAUUGUACGCGGGCCCUGAAGUUGAUAUCUGGAGCUGUGGUGUUAUCUUGUAUGCGCUCCUGUGUGGUACCCUCCCAUUUGAUGAUGAGCAUGUGCCUACAUUAUUUAAGAAGAUCCGAGGGGGUGUUUUUUAUAUUCCAGAAUAUCUCAAUCGUUCUGUUGCCACUCUCCUGAUGCACAUGCUACAGGUUGACCCACUGAAACGAGCAACUAUCAAAGACAUAAGAGAGCAUGAAUGGUUUAAACAAGAUUUGCCCACUUACUUAUUUCCUGAAGACCCCUCCUAUGAUGCUAACGUCAUUGAUGAUGAGGCUGUGAAAGAAGUGUGUGAAAAAUUUGAGUGUACAGAAUCAGAAGUAAUGAACAGUUUAUAUAGUGGUGACCCUCAAGACCAGCUUGCAGUGGCUUAUCAUCUUAUCAUUGACAAUCGGAGAAUAAUGAACCAAGCCAGUGAGUUCUACCUUGCCUCUAGUCCUCCAUCUGGUUCCUUUAUGGAUGAUAGUGCCAUGCAUAUCCCCCCAGGCCUGAAACCUCAUCCAGAAAGGAUGCCACCUCUUAUAGCAGACAGCCCAAAAGCAAGAUGUCCAUUGGAUGCACUGAAUACCACUAAGCCCAAAUCUUUAGCUGUGAAAAAAGCCAAGUGGCAUCUUGGAAUCCGAAGUCAGAGUAAACCCUAUGACAUCAUGGCUGAAGUUUACCGAGCAAUGAAGCAGCUGGAUUUUGAAUGGAAGGUAGUAAAUGCUUACCAUCUUCGUGUAAGAAGAAAAAAUCCAGUGACUGGCAAUUAUGUGAAAAUGAGCUUACAGCUUUACCUGGUUGACAACAGGAGCUAUCUUUUAGACUUUAAAAGCAUUGAUGAUGAGGUAGUGGAGCAGAGGUCUGGUUCCUCAACACCUCAGCGUUCCUGUUCUGCUGCUGGCUUACACAGACCAAGAUCGAGUUUUGAUUCUGCAACUGCAGAAAGCCAUUCACUUUCUGGCUCUCUCACUGGCUCUUUGACUGGAAGCACAUUGUCUUCAGUUUCACCUCGUUUGGGCAGUCACACCAUGGAUUUUUUUGAAAUGUGUGCCAGUCUGAUCACUACUUUAGCCCGUUGAUAAUCUGUCCCUCAUUUCCAUCUUUCUGUUAUUGCACUGUGAAAAAUUAGCUGUGUUCUUUAAAUUGUAAUCUUUCUUUUGGGUAACACACUCUGCAAUACUCACUGAGGUUCAGGAAUAUUUUCAGGAGACACACAAUGUUAUUGAAAUCACUGAAAAAAAACAAAAACUUGACAUCCUAUUUACUUGUAGAAAUCUGUAAUUAUACUGUGCCUGUGAUAAAUUUCACAUGUGCAGUGUCGCUUAACAGGUGAAUAUCGAUGAGGAUUGUUAAUUUCUAGUUGUGCAUUCACUACAGACAAUUAACACACCUCACUGAUGAAUCAUCUUGGUGUAAGGGUGAUUUGGCAACACCUCCUUCAUUAUUGUUUAGUGUAGUUAAAUCCAGUUUACUUCCUAAAUUUCAGUAGGUGUUAAGCUGGGGUUAUACCCCCAAUUACUUUUCAUAAGAAGAUUAAAAAGUAAAAGAACCAUGGGUAAGAUAUUAUUUAAAUGUUUAAGUCUUAAAAGCCUGCCCCCAAAAUUUUAGAAACCAGGUUCUUCUCCCUGUAUUUUUGCAAAUAUUGCCUAGUGUUCAACAGAAGGGCUGUGGUCUUGUAACAGGUAACCACAACUUUCAGGUUCCUUAAAAACAGCUGUAACUAACUCAGGAUUUUACCUUGAGAUUUCCAUGAAUAAUAUAUUGAUCUUAAGAGCCUCUAAGGUUCAACUUAAAAUUGGAACAUCUGGAAUUGCAAGUUUUCAUCUUUUACCUAAAUUUAUGUCAUUUAAAAAUAUACUUUCAAAACUUACCUUCCUCAGAUUCCUUUUGACUCUAUUUUUGCACUUCACCAAGAAUGAUAAAAGAAUUAAAUGAAACAAAGCAAAAUGCCAACAAUCCCUUCAAAUGAGAACUCUAUCUUUGAUCUUUUAUUUUGUGUGUUAGGAGGUUGGGGUUCUGUUGCAUCUCAUAAUGCUAGUCCUUCAUUUGGGCCCACUCCCUUCCCCCCACCUUUUCUCAUCACUAUUGUCUUUGUUCAUUGUUUGAUCUUCAUUGGCUCAUGGAGUUAGUUUUUGAAUAUUUUCUAGUUCCCUUUCUUGGUUACUAGCUUUUAGGUUUGAAAAUACUGUUCUGGCCCUAGGGACUUUUGUACACUUCCAAAGCUUGAUAGGCUAUGACCUUCACUGUUGAACCUGAAGAGGCUAGGAAGCCUUAAACAUUUAAAAAAAUUAUCUCUUGAAUAAAUAUAUGUGUUGUUUACAUAUACAUAUGUAUUCACACAUCAGUGCUUUUAAGCGAAAACCAAACCAUUUUUAGUUUGUUUUGUGUUGUGCAGAUUUUUUUCUUAAGAUUAAAUAAACUAUAUAUAGCAGGGUAGAUAAUAGUCCAUUGAUUAUAUUUUGUUUUAGUAAAAGUAUUUAAUUUUUAAAUUAUGUGUAAUUUAUCUAAUUGUAUUUAUUCAUUUGUUAUGUUUAUGUUGUAAUUAACAAUUUCAUUCACCUGGCUUGCCCUAGAAAAUAUUAAGCUCUUGAAAAAAAAUGACAUUACCUUGACAGGUUUCUCUUUGCCAAAAAUAAUGUAUUUUCUACCAAGAAGCAAAUAAGAAUGUUAGACCAAGUUGCUCCUGUGUUUGUGGAAGACAAGCAUGUUUAUCUUUAAACAGUUUUUGAGUCAGGAGUUUGCAUUAUGCCACAUCAUAUUGUUUUGUAGAUCUUUUAAAGAUAGUAUUAAAUA